This is a messenger RNA of Pimephales promelas (fathead minnow), 4802 nucleotides long. NCBI's taxonomy places the organism in Eukaryota, Metazoa, Chordata, Actinopteri, Cypriniformes, Leuciscidae. The record is from RefSeq and is a predicted model, not a curated record.
GUUUUCUGUUCAGUCGGGUUAAGUCAGUAUCAUGUUAGCUAGUUUGCUAUCGCGCCUAUACAUGUGCAAUCAAAAUGUAAACUAUUUAGCUAACUACCUCUACCAAGCUAACCGACUUAUUAGCUAGGCACGACUUAACUUAGAUGCCAUAAAUCCCUUUUUUGCGUGUGUUGUAAUUUAAUCACAAAUGUGAUUGAUAAUCGAUAAAUGUGUGUUUUAUGUGAUAAUGUGAUAUGCACACUACAGUAACGUUAGUUAGCUUGUAUGUUAGGAUGGACUAUGACAAUUAUCAAGUUAAAUAGAGUAAAGGAUCUGUUGUCAUUGCACUGCACGUGGUUAGGUUGUAUGGCGGCAGAAAAGCUGGCAACAUUCUCAAGGUCGGACAUAUGGGACAUAUAAAGAUUAUUCUUGUGUUAUAUCUGACAGGAGUCCCCACAUAGUCAACCCCUCCCCCACACCUAUACUCGCGCGCUUCUCUCGUCUGGAUGAUUAGCUACAUCUAAUGAUUGGAUCUCGUGACACACUGGACGAGCAGGUGCUGCAUCAAUCAACGUGUUCAUCUUCAAGGUUAAUGGUUGAUUUGAUUUUCACUCAUGGAGAGAAGACGACGACGACUUCGUCCAAACCAAGAUGCAGAAUACCAUAUACAAGCGGGGAUUGAUAAACAAUGUCUCCAGCAGCGAUUUAUAAAUAACUAUAAAGGCCGAGGUGUUUUUGCCACUGACUUCAUAUACAAAGGUGACUUUGUUGUUGAGUACCGAGGGAAACUACUGUCACAGAAGCAGGCAGAGCUCCAAACUAUUGAGUACAACGAGUCUGCAAAAGUUUUCCUUUUUGAUUUUAAGUGGAAGAGUAAAACAUGGUGCAUUGAUGCAUCUGAAGAGGACUGCUCUCUUGGGAGACUUGUGAACGACGACCACAGAAGACCGAAUUGCAAAAUGAAAACCAUAGAAGUAAAUGAGCAACCACACUUGUGUCUCUUCGCGAUUCAAGAUAUUACAGCUGGAGAAGAAUUGAGUUACAACUAUGGUGACUCAAACUGGGCAUGGAGAGCACAGCAGGUUAACAAGGAUGUACUACCUAGCGUGAAACCUGAGAUUGAGAGUAUAAAGUCUGCUGGUGCUAUAGUACAUGCUGAUUCAGUAGGGAUUGAACUCACCACUGUCACAACUGCAGACUCACAGCCUGCUGACACAGCCCCCAAAACACACUUCACUGGCACAGACACCCUGUCCAACAUGCCCGUCUCAGAUGAUAAUUUGCAGAGUGAGCGCUCAAAGAUUGAGAGUAUAAAGUCUGCUGCUGCUAUAGUACAUGCUGAUUCAGUAGGGAUUGAACUCACCACUGUCACAACUGCAGACUCACAGCCUGCUGACACAGCCCCCAAAACACACUUCACUGGCACAGACACCCUGUCCAACAUGCCCGUCUCAGAUGAUAAUUUGCAGAGUGAGCGCUCAAAGGCCAGGAUUCACAAAUUAAAAGAACACCACAAUAGGUGUGAAAACCGGUAUGAAUCUACGGCAGAGGAGCGAAACGCUCUUCAAAGGCAGCGAGUCUUACUCCUACUGCAAUUGGCAAACUUGGAUAAAAUGCUGGGCCCAGAAUCGCAUCCAGUCACUCAACCAGCAGAAGAUUCUGUGAUACCCUCACCAACAGACACACAGGUUGCCUUCCAAAACAACAUGGACACAGAUUCCAGCUCUGCAGAAGAUGGGAAUGUGUCCCACUCCAAUCCCAAGCUGGGCCCAGAAUCGCAUCCAGUCACUCAACCAGCAGAAGAUUCUGUGAUACCCUCACCAACAGACACACAGGUUGCCUUCCAAAACAACAUGGACACAGAUUCCAGCUCUGCAGAAGAUGGGAAUGUGUCCCACUCCAAUCCAAGGCAACCCUUUCAAUCUGGCCCAGAAUCGCAUCCAGUCACUCAACCAGCAGAAGAUUCUGUGAUACCCUCACCAACAGACACACAGGUUGCCUUCCAAAACAACAUGGACACAGAUUCCAGCUCUGCAGAAGAUGGGAAUGUGUCCCACUCCAAUCCCAAGCUGGGCCCAGAAUCGCAUCCAGUCACUCAACCAGCAGAAGAUUCUGUGAUACCCUCACCAACAGACACACAGGUUGCCUUCCAAAACAACAUGGACACAGAUUCCAGCUCUGCAGAAGAUGGGAAUGUGUCCCACUCCAAUCCCAAGCUGGGCCCAGAAUCGCAUCCAGUCACUCAACCAGCAGAAGAUUCUGUGAUACCCUCACCAACAGACACACAGGUUGCCUUCCAAAACAACAUGGACACAGAUUCCAGCUCUGCAGAAGAUGGGAAUGUGUCCCACUCCAAUCCCAAGUUUAAAAAACAAAUGCUUGGAUAUGAUUCUGAAGACUCCAUAAGCAGCAUGGAAAUAACAGAAGAUGAAUAUGUGCCAGGGUCAGAUUGUGAAAGUGAGACCAGCUCAGAGGGAGGCAGUAUAUUAAAGAAAAAUGCUGCCACCAUGGCCAGUCGUGCUGUUAAAGAUGGAACAAGAAAAAAAUACAAGGGACCUAGAAACCGGAACUCUGAAUCUGACGCAUCUGGGGAAAGCUCCAUAACUUCACUUACAGUCAUGCACAGUCAAAAGACUGACGAUGGAUCUAGAAGAUACACCAAAAAACAUUACUGUCUUUUUUGUGAGAAGCCACAAUCCAAAAUUGCCAGGCAUCUGGAACUUGUUCACAAAGAUCAAUCUGAAGUUGCUAAGGCCAUUUCAUAUCCAAAGAACUCCAAGGAAAGAAAGCUCCAACUGACUAUUCUAAGGAAACAGGGGGACCGAGCACACAAUGUAGAUGUAAUUAGAAAAGGAAAAGGUGUCAUUGUUCCAUGUAAACAAGCAAGUUCUCCAAAUGUCAAUCCAAAUAAAUUCUUACAUUGUGCAAAUUGCCAAGGACUUUUCAAAAAAAGAUUUCUUUGGAAACAUAUGAAAAGGUGCCCACUUCGUGGUGUUCUUCCAAAACCGGGUAGAACUCGAGCCCAAUCAAUUUGCGCCUUUGCGCAACCUGUGCAGGAAGGAGUUAGCAAGGGACUGUGGAAACUUCUGAGUGAUAUGAAACACGGUGAAGUGGUAGAUGUCAUAAAGAGUGACCGUUGUAUCCUCAAGUAUGGCGAGCAGAAAUACAACAUCAUGGGACACCGGCGUUCUGAUCAUGAACUGAUCCGUCAGAAAAUGCGUGAGUUAGGGAGACUGGUUUUGAAAGGAAGGCAGGUAUCUCCUCUCAAAUCACUUGAGGAAUACAUUGAUCCAGCCAACUUCCAACACACAGUUAAUGCAGUUAAAGCUGUUACAGGCUUUCAGUGUGAGACAAAUAAGAUAGCGGUGCCAACACUAGCCAACAAACUUGGCCAGAGCCUCAUGAAGGUUGCCGACAUUGUAAGUUGUGAUGCAAGGAUCUGUGGUGACGCAACAAAAGUUCAAAAAGCAGAGGACUUCAAACACAUCUAUAAGACACGCUGGAGGGAGAUGAUCUCAUGUCAUGCUCACAAUACCCUGGAAGAAAAAAGGUACAACGCUCCACUGAUCUUGCCAUUUGCAGAUGAUGUCAAGAAACUCCAUAUAUAUUUAAAGGAGAAACAGGAAGAAUACUACAGCACACUUUUUAAUGCACCGAACACCAAGACAUGGGCAAAACUGGCUAAAGUCACUCUUGCACAAAUGAUCAUCUUCAACAGAAAAAGGCAAGGGGAAGCCUGUCUGAUGCCAGUACAAUCAUUCGAGUCUCGAGACAAAUCUACUUUAAAUAGUGAUAUUGCUGACUCUCUCUCAGAAGUUGAACAAGCACUAUGCAAGUACUUUAGUCGCGUAGAAAUCCGUGGAAAGCGCGGAAGGAAAAUAGCUGUACUUUUGGCACCGGAAAUGAUCAAAUCCAUGGAGUUGCUGGUUAAAACACGUGACGUUUGCGGUGUUCUGAAGGAGAACAUCUACAUGUUCGCUAUCCCAGGCUGCGAGACAUCAUUUCGUGGAUCAGACUGCCUGCGCUGCUUUGCCGUGGAGUGUGGUGCUAAAUGUCCAAAAGCCCUUUCGUCCACCAAGUUGCGCAAACACAUCUCAACAAUGUCUAGAGUACUUAACAUGAACGAUACCGAAAUGGACCAACUUGCUGAUUUCUUGGGACACGAUAUUCGUAUACACAGGAAAUAUUAUAGAUUACCAGAGGGAACACUCCAGCUGGCAAAAAUCACCAAAGUCUUGAUGGCUAUGGAGCAGGGAAGGCUUAACGAAUUCAGAGGGAAAGGUCUUGACCAGAUCAGCAUCAAUCCGACAGAGUGCGUUGAGACUGAUGCUGGGACAGAGAAUGAAACAGAACUGUCGGAUCAUUCUCAUGAUGUGACGUCAAGUGAGCCAGGCACUUCAGGAGUGAAUUGCAGCAGGCCAGUAAACACGAAUGAAGGAUCUCCAGAGAGGACACCGGAGGUCAUGAAAGUAACAUCAGUUCCUAGGAAGAGAAAGUGGAGUGAGGUGGAGAUUGCGGCUGUAGAAGAGAAAAUGAUGAAAUUUAUUCACUCUGGAGUUACUCCUGGAAAAGUCGACUGCAUGGCAUGCAUUACAGCAGCCCCCAAAGCCCUUGGUGAACGAGACUGGCAGGCGGUGAAGUAUUAUAUAAAAAACAGAAUCACAGCAUAUGAGAGAAGGACCACUAAAAAGUAAGGUUGAUUUUGGUUGUUGAUUCAGUUUUUGUGUUUUACUUGAAUUAUAUCAUCUGUUUUUUUUGGUCUCAAUACCAUAGUUUUUUUUUUUGGUCAUUAUAACAUUAUAAUGUUAUUAAUGAAUACGUUU